Molecule: messenger RNA, 1165 nt
Organism: Chelonus insularis
Lineage: Eukaryota; Metazoa; Arthropoda; Insecta; Hymenoptera; Braconidae
Product: dehydrogenase/reductase SDR family member 7
Exons: 5
Coding region: 128-1129 (333 amino acids)
Molecular function (GO): oxidoreductase activity
Source: RefSeq, a predicted model, not a curated record
GCAUACACACAAUAACACUUGCGAUAAUAAGAAGCAAAGUCUCUUCAAUACGUUGGAAACUGCGUUCUUAGCUUCUACGCCUGAUAUUAUUUUGAAAGAUAUUUGUGAUUGUUGAUGAUAAUUGAUCAUGUCUUGGUUGGAGAUUAUUGGAUUUAUUACGGUUAUUUAUUACAUUGUUUACUUCGUUCUUCCAUGGUUUAUUGAUUGUGAUAUUCAAUUAUAUUUCAAGUCCAAGUUUGGUCAACCAAUAGAAGUGUUGAAGGGUCAAAUAAUCUGGAUAACCGGAGCCUCUAGUGGCAUUGGAGAGAGUUUAGCCUAUGAGUUGGCGAAAAUUGAUUGCAAAUUAGUAUUAUCAGCGCGACGAGAGGAAGAAUUGAAACGAGUGAAAGAGAAUUGCUUGAAAUUUAAUUCCAACUUGAAGGAUGCUGAUAUUCACGUUCUACCACUGGAUCUAUGUAAUCUACAAAGUCAUGAAAAAGCUUUGAACUCUGUUAUUGAAAAGUUUGGAAAGCUAGAUAUUUUGGUAAACAAUGCUGGUCGUUCACAAAGAGCUAAUUGGGAGAAAAUUGAUGUCAAAGUUGAUAAAGAAUUAUUUGAAGUCAAUGUCUUCUCUCUGAUAGCUUUAUCUCGAUUGGUUUAUCGUCAUUUCGUGGCUAAUAACAAUAAAAAAGGGUAUAUAGUUGUUAACUCUAGUCUUGCAGGAUUAUUUGGAGUUCCUUUUUCUGGAUCUUACACUGGAUCGAAACACGCUUUACAUGGAUACUUUGAGAGUUUGCGUUUGGAAAAAUUGGGCGUUGCUGAAGUUGAUCUUACGCUAAUUUGCCCUGGAGCUGUUGCAACUCCAAUUCUAACAGAAAGCUUCACUGAAGAAGUAGGAAAGAAAUUUGGAGAACCAGCUGAAAUGCAGGCAAAGAAUAAAUUACAGGCAGAACGUUGUGCUUAUUUGAUGGCUGUAGCAAUGGCUAAUCGCGUAAAAGAAUGUUGGAUUGCUCAUUCUGUGUCUUUACAGUUGACAUACUUGGCUCGAUACUACCCCAACUUGGCUCAUAUUAUUGUCAUGUAUUUGGGCCAAACAUUCUUCCAACGACUUCGAGAUAACAGGGAAACUGUUAAGACUGAAAAUAAAUGAAUAAAAUUAUUGUGAUGUUGUUUUUGUCCUUAAAAG